AUGAGUAUCAGCCGGAGAGGAGAGGAGAGGCUUUUGGGUCAGUUGGUGAUUCGGUUUGUUGGGUGGCGUUCAAAAGCCAAGGUGGUGACAUGCAAAUCACUGUGUCUCUUUACGACAUCUUUUUCCUGGGCCUUUCAGCAACAAGCUGUGCCUCCAAAGUACCACCACAAAGACCCUGUGACGUCUGACCUGCUGAUAUGCGACCAGUGUCCUCCUGGGACGUCCGUGAGGCAGCACUGCACCACCGACUCGCCCACGGAGUGCCAGCCCUGUCCCGACAGGCAUUUCGCUGAGAACUGGCACUGGGGCGACGUGUGCCAGUAUUGUACCUCGGUGUGUAAGGAGAGGCAGCUGGUGAAGCAAGAGUGCAACAGCACCCACGACCAGCUGUGUGAGUGUGCGCCAGGGUUCCAUCUAGUGGUGGAGUUUUGUAUUGCACACAGUCCCUGUCCUCCUGGAUACGGAGUCACAGCUGCAGGUACACCAGUGAGUGACACCGUGUGUGGACGUUGUCCUGACGGUCACUUCUCCUCCAGCAGCUCAUCCUCUGAGCUGUGUCAGCCCCACAGAAACUGCUCCGAUUUUGGCUUGAAGACCCUCAAAUGGGGCACGUCCACUUCAGACAGCCUCUGUGGUCCCCAGGACAGGAAGGCCACACUGGAGUGCUCUCAGCAUCACGCUCUGUGCCGUAACGAUGUGACCCUCUGUGAGGAGGCAGUCUUUCAGUCUCUGGCCUCCCUGCGUCUGUCUUCAGUUCCUCUUGAGAGACUUCUGGAGAGUCUUCCUGGGCAGAAGGUGGAUCACAAGAGCCUGGAGAGGCUGAAGAAGACCUGCAGUCCCCAACAGCAGGUCCUGCACCUGCUGCGGUUAUGGAGGCAACAGAACAAGGACAAGCUUUUUGGCAUCAUACAAGGAAUGAACCAGUGUGAAAGGAAGAUCUCCCGCUGCAGCGCACUGAGAAACCUCACCAUUGACGACCUGGUGAAGGUGACCAACAGCCUGCCGGGGAUCAAAGUUCAAGAGUACAACGUGAGGGCCAUCAUUUCCACCUGUCCAGACAGGCAGCAUGUCCUGCAGGUUCUGCACCUGUGGAAAACUUCAAAUCACAACCUGGAUUUGGCAAAGGGACUGUCUCACAGUCUGAAGGUGUUGCGCAGCCAGGGGGCACCGCGACAUCUGCUGAAAGGUCUUAAGAAGAUCAGCCGCAUCAUUGGAAACACCUCAGCUCACAAGAUGUAUGAGAAAAUGUUUGUCAACAUGCUCCAGGAGGACUGUUUUAAAGCUCACAAGGCAUUAAAUGAUUGAGGUACUGAGGGGUUGACACAAUCAACAAUCUAUCCUGUCCUCAAGUUCCACAAUCCUGCAUGUUUUAGAGUUUUCGCUGCUCUGACACACCUGAUUUGAAUAAGUGGGAGACUGAAGACAUUUUUUUGCGUUGUAAGGCCCGGCUUGGCCUACCUCAUGGUGCGUUCACACCGAACGCGAUUUCAGCGUCAGGAGCAGCAGGUUUACAUACAAAGUCUAUGGUGGACGCGCUU
Messenger RNA from Austrofundulus limnaeus, 1538 nucleotides. RefSeq names its product tumor necrosis factor receptor superfamily member 11B. The record is from RefSeq and is a predicted model, not a curated record. Lineage: Eukaryota; Metazoa; Chordata; Actinopteri; Cyprinodontiformes; Rivulidae. The transcript is spliced from 7 exons. Bases 1 to 1305 code for a protein of 434 amino acids. Gene Ontology annotation, molecular function: protein binding.